This is a messenger RNA of Histoplasma mississippiense, 1098 nucleotides long. RefSeq names its product gamma-glutamyl phosphate reductase. The transcript has 4 exons. Gene Ontology annotation, molecular function: glutamate-5-semialdehyde dehydrogenase (NADP+) activity. NCBI's taxonomy places the organism in Eukaryota, Fungi, Ascomycota, Eurotiomycetes, Onygenales, Ajellomycetaceae. Bases 1 to 1098 code for a protein of 365 amino acids. The record is from RefSeq and is a predicted model, not a curated record.
AUGUUGAAAGGCGUUCUGGAUGUGCGAGAGCUGGAACAAUCCGUUGGGAAGGUUACUCUCCGCACACUCUUAGACGAUGAUCUUAUUCUCGAAAGAAUGACAUGUCCCAUAGGUGUAUUGCUUAUAAUAUUUGAGGCGCGCCCAGAAGUGAUUGUGAACAUCGCAGCCCUAUCAAUUAAGUCCGGAAAUGCAGCUAUCUUAAAAGGGGGCAAGGAAUCGACGGAAUCCUUCGUGGCCAUCUCCAAUGUCCUUGCAGAAGCAAUAUCCCUGUCACAAGUUCCAAACGCUUCUAUCCAGCUUGUGAAAACAAGAGAUGCAAUCCUCCCCCUCCUUGCGCAGGAUAAACAUAUCGAUCUCGUCAUUCCCCGCGGAUCUAACGACCUCGUCCGCCACGUGAAGGAUAACACUAAAAUCCCCGUCCUCGGGCAUGCGGAUGGCAUCUGCUCGAUAUAUCUUCACUCGGAUGCCGACUUGUUAAUGGCGAAGAAAAUUAUCAUUGAUGCCAAAACCGGCUAUCCCGCCGCCUGUAACGCCGCGGAGACACUAUUGGUGGACCGCGAUGCCCUGUCCGUUCAGCUACCAGCCAUUGCGGAGGCCCUGCUCUCAAAAAGCGUCAGCCUUCGUUGUGAUGCUUUAUCGAAACAAGCUCUCCAGGAAAAGCUCACAGCGGCCCAAUCUGCACUACUGCAAGACGCAACCGAGACUGAUUACAACACUGAGUUUUUAGACCUCACUCUCGCCAUCAAAACGGUUACGCCUUCAUCUACGGAGACCUCUGUUGACGCUGCCAUUGCCCAUAUAAAUGCACAUUCUUCGAAACACACAGAUGCCAUUUUAACUUCCUCAAAGACUACUGCGGAACGUUUCCUAGCUGGUGUCGAUAGCGCUGGUGUUUAUUGGAACGCGAGCACUCGAUUAGCUGACGGAAUGCGAUACGGGUUUGGGACAGAAGUUGGGAUUAGUACGAACAAGAUUCAUUCAAGGGGACCAGUAGGCUUGGAGGGUUUGACUAUCUACAAGUAUUUAAUUAGGGGUAACGGUCAGGCUGCUGGUGAUUAUUUUGAAGGUUACACCCUUGUAUGGUGGAUUGCAGGCUGA